AUGGAUGUAGGUGAAUCAGACCGCAGGGAGAUCCCUAGACCACCGUUGGUUCCCGCCGAAAAGUACAAUGCAGCUUCUUCAAUCGCCGCCGCCACGCGCCGCCCUCGAAUCCGGGAAGUCAGCUCCCGCUACAAGUCACCGACGCCCUCCCGGCCUACCUCAACCGCAACCGUCGGACGUUCUUCAUCUCCAAGCGUUUCGAGAACGCCGCGUUCUCCAUCAUCAUCAUCAUCGUCGGCGCCGAAGAGAUCACUGUCCGCGGACCGGAGGAGGCCGGCCACGCCUCCUUCGCCGUCGUCUCAAUCGACGCCGGUGAAGGAUUCAGCGGCGGAUGUUUCGUCGAGAAGAAAUGGUCGGUUGCCUGAAGGGGGCUUGUGGCCUUCAACGAUGAGAAGCUUGAGCGUUUCGUUUCAGUCUGAUACGAUUUCGAUUCCUGUUAGUGUUAGUAAGAAGGAGAAGCCUGCAGUGACUAGUGCUUUAUCGGAUCGGACUUUGAGGUCUUCGUCCAAUGUGGCUCAUAGACAGGGGGAGACAGCUCCGAGGAAGCUCACACCGGAGAGGAAGAGGAGCCCUCUUAGAGGGAAGAAUGUGUCUGAUCAAUCAGAGAAUUCGAAACCUGUGGAGAGUGUGCAUUCUAGAUUGAUAGAUCAGCAUCGAUGGCCUAGUAGAAUCGGUGGCAAAGUGUCUUUAAAUUCCAAUUCCAACUCAUUAAACACAAGUAUGGAUCUUGGGCCUAGGAUCAUUAAGCUUGCCACACCAGCUCCCGGAGUUGGGGCACCUAUGCUAAGACGAAUGCCUGCAGCUGAUCGUUUGGGAAAGCCUGUACAGAAAUCGGGUGGUGAUGCUGCGAUGUUAUCAGCACCUCAUGAACUUGGUAGAUCGAAUUCAGUUGAUGAGAGUUCACUGCAUAAGCUUGUCUCUAAUAGGCUUUCAGAAAGGUUGUCAAGUGCAACUCCUAAAGUCAGAUCCCUUUCGCGACCGUCCUCUCCUAGUAAGACCUCAAUGUUCUCACCUUCUGUUUCAAGAGGUGCCAGUCCAUCUCGGUCUUCAAGACCGUCUACUCCUCCUUCUAGAGGUGUUAGUCCAUCGAAGACAAGGGUUUCGAGUACUUCUUGUCAAUCGAGCAGCGCAACUUCUGUGCUUAGUUUCAUUGCUGAUUUCAAGGGGAAAAAGAGUGCAGCUUACGUUGAAGAUGCUCAUCAGCUGCGGCUACUUCACAAUAGAUUUUUGCAGUGGAGAUUUACUAAUGCCAGGGCAGAGGCUAUACUUUAUAUUCAGAAAGUAACUGCAGAGAGAACUCUAUUGGAUGUGUGGAACACUACGCUAAGCUUGUGGGAUUCAGUAAUCAGGAAAAGAAUCAAACUCCAGCAGUUAAAUCUUGAGCUUAAGCUGAAGUCUGUAUUGAAUGGUCAGAUGGACUAUCUUGAUGACUGGGCUUUACUUGAAAGAGAUCAUAUUGCUGCUUUUUCUGGGGCUAUGGAAGAUUUGGAGGCAAGCACUCUCCGUCUUCCAAUAACUGGAGGGGCAAGGACGGAUAUUGACUCUUUGAAGGUAGCUAUUUGCUCUGCUGUUGAUGUGAUGCAGGCAAUGGGAUCCUCCAUAUGCUCUUUGCUCUCUAGGGUGGAGGGCGUGAAUGGUUUGGUUUCAGAACUUGCUGUUGUAGCAGCGCAAGAGAAAGCCAUGCUUGACGAAUGUGAAUCAUUGCUGGCUUCAGCAGCAGCUAUGCAGGUCGAGGAAUACAGCCUUAAGACGCAACUCAUACAAAUGAAACAAGAUUUGGGAACUGUCAGCAGCCAAUUUUGGCAACCAAGACACCUUCUUGACCCUGACUAGCCUCUAAGCUAAUUAUACAAGCAAUUCCGAUGGAAAACAUACUCAAGCGGAGAUAAAAGCGUCUCCUCGGUUCUCUGUGAAUGUAAAUUUAGUUUUCAGCCAUGGAAUGUCAACAUCAUAUUCCACUUCUUUG
Messenger RNA from Fragaria vesca subsp. vesca, 1966 nucleotides. RefSeq lists its product as uncharacterized. Gene Ontology annotation, cellular component: centrosome; nuclear microtubule; cytoplasm. Gene Ontology annotation, molecular function: microtubule binding. Gene Ontology annotation, biological process: spindle assembly; centrosome cycle. The record is from RefSeq and is a predicted model, not a curated record. Bases 1 to 1833 code for a protein of 610 amino acids. The transcript is spliced from 6 exons. NCBI's taxonomy places the organism in Eukaryota, Viridiplantae, Streptophyta, Magnoliopsida, Rosales, Rosaceae.